UAAUAAACAUAAUAGGUCCCCUUUAAGGAAUGAAAGGAAAAUAGAUAAGCACAUAGGACGUAUGUGUGUUUCUCAGCUGUAAUCACUGGCAAACCUUACCCCACACUCCAUUUAUUGCCAAAACCAACAGAAGGAUCAUUGUGCAAAGCAGUAACACCCUGCAAACAAAACUAACCAACCAACCUUUUAAGUUGCUUGCCGGCCACAUUGUCGCUUAGCCUUCAUACGGAACGAUGGAAACUUGGACUCAUCGUACUUCAUGAAAGACUGUCCACCUGCAGGUUGCAAUGGGUACAUUAUCAAUGGGAUGGACAGUGCAUGCAUGUAAUCAUGAGGGAAAUGGAGCAGACCUGCUGAAUGGGAGCAACACAAACCCACAUGAACAUGAUCUGUUCCAUGAGGAUGCAAAGGGCUUUCAGCAGUCCAGUCAGCCAUGGUGGAGGAUCAAACUUUUUGUGUGGGAGCCGGUUCUCUUUGGCACCUGGGAUGGUGUCUUUACCACAUGCAUGAUUAACAUCUUUGGCGUUGUUUUGUUUCUACGCACAGGCUACUUGGUGGGGAACACAGGUGUACUGCUCGGGAUGCUCCUGGUCUCCAUGGUGGUUGUUUUCGCUUUGGUCACUGUAAUGUCCGGGAUUGGAGUGUGUGAGCGCUGUGGGGUGGGAAGUGGAGGUGUGUACUCCAUGAUCUCCAUGGUCUUAGGAGGCAGAGUAGGCGGUACCAUGGGUCUCCUCUAUGUAUUUGGACAGUGUGUGGCCAGCGCCAUGUAUAUUACCGGCUUCUCUGAGUCAGUGGCAGAGCUGCUCAGUCUUCAGAGCCAGUGGGCGGUGCGAGCCAUGUCGGCUGCCGUCUUGCUAGGUCUGUUGGGAAUCAACCUGGCAGGUGUCAAGUGGAUUGUGCGGCUGCAGCUGCUGUUGCUGGCGGUGCUGGCCAUCUCCACUCUGGAUUUUGUCAUUGGCACAUUUACACACCUCGAUCCCGAGCAUGGCUUUAUUGGUUAUUCUGUUGGUCUGCUCAGCCACAACAUGCUGCCAGAUUACAGCCCUGAUGAAAACUUCUUCACAGUAUUUGGGGUCUUCUUCCCUGCUGCGACAGGGGUUAUGUCAGGCUUCAAUAUGAGCUCAGACCUGCAGCGGCCUGAGCACAACAUCCCCGUGGGAACGCUGGCAGCUGUUUUCACCUCGUGGUUCCUGUAUCUGGUCUUUGUCUUCCUCCUCGGGGCCAUCUGCACCAGAGAAGCUCUGCGCUAUGACUUCUUAAUCGCAGAAAAGGUCUCCUUGGUGGGUUUCCUGUUUCUGCUGGGCCUCUACAUCUCCUCCCUGGCUUCCUGCAUGGGCGGCUUGUAUGGUGCACCCCGGAUCCUGCAGUGCAUUGCCCAAGAGAAGGUCAUCCCUGCAUUGGGCUUUCUGGGAAGAGGGCACGGCCCAAACAAGACCCCGGUGGCAGCUAUCUUUCUAACCAGCCUCCUGAGCAUGGCAUUCAUUUUCAUCGGCCAGGUCAACAUUCUGGCACCCAUCGUCACCAUCAACUUCCUGCUCACCUACAGUUUCAUUGACUAUUCCUUCUUCUCCGUGACAAUGAGCAACCGGCUGCAGAAGGAAGACAAAAGCAACCUGAUAAGACGCUGCCGACAGAGCUCCAGAAGACAGAGUUCCAGGCCUCUGAUUGAAACUACCGCUUCCGACUACGGCAGCGGAGGAGAAAGUCCACAGAGGAAAGGUACCUUAAUGGAGUUCACUAAGGACAUGGAUCAGAUAUUUGUCUCCAGUGGAGACACUGGACCUGCAAAGACAUUGCCUCUGCAAGGACAGAACAGCAAAGGCAGAGAGGUUACGGCCAAGCAGAAGUUGUUGGACAGCUUUGCCUUGGAACUCAACAGCAAUCUGUUUGGAGAUGAGCAAGCAAAUUCUCAGGAAGCAGCUGAGGGGGGCCGAAAUGAUGCCACUCACGAUCAGUCUUCUGGGCGUCACAACACAGCCCUGGGAAGUAAAGCAGAGCAGAAUAAUUCGAGAAUCCAACCCCAACCUGAGUCAUUCUAUGCAAAGUUUAGCAACCACUGGGUUGCUCUUACAGGUGCGCUGAGCUCCUUACUGAUAAUGUUUAUUAUUCAGUGGGUUUAUGCACUUGCAAACCUAGUUGUUGCCCUGCUGCUCUUCUUGUACAUCGGCAAAACAAGUCCUGGAUUGCACCGAGGUGUUGCAGCGCGAUUCACUUUUCUGGCAUGGCUCAAAUCUACAUUCAACGACAUCUGCAGGAGAAGGGCGUUUCCCAGAGAUGAGGUGAUAGUGACACCAUCUCUGUCGGGGGUCGGUCUUAAAACCAAGCAGCUGACGGAGGAUAAUGCUGACUUUGCAUCUCGUCGCCGCUGCCACCAGGCUUCCUUCAUCAGGACAGAGGAGUUGGUGCAACCAUCACGAGUGACUUAAUCACCACUGUCCAUGAUGAUUGGCUUAGUGGACGAAUAUUACUUUUUUUUUUCAUUGCACAAAGUGAACUCAAAAUUAGACAAGCACAUUAUACGAUAUAUUCACUAUUAAGGGUGUGUCCUUUAUGCCGGUGUGUUUGAAAUAUAAGGAUUUGGUUCCAUUGUAUGUGUACAAUUCAUUGCUCAUUUGUUUCAGAUAUCAAUUCCUGGAUACCAUGAAAAUAUGGUGCAUUCUCUAUUUUUUAAGACAUUAAUUCCAUUACAUGUAGAGGUAGGUACUAUUAUGAUUUUCAGUUCUACUUCUGUCACAACCCAUGUUGAUAUUGUACUAUGUAUUUUUUGCAGGCGUUUGUCUGUGUUCCAAAUUACUUGUAAAGUUGUGAAUAGA
Messenger RNA from Doryrhamphus excisus (bluestripe pipefish), 2813 nucleotides. RefSeq names its product solute carrier family 12 member 8 (gene slc12a8). Gene Ontology annotation, biological process: chloride transmembrane transport; potassium ion import across plasma membrane; potassium ion homeostasis. Gene Ontology annotation, cellular component: membrane. The record is from RefSeq and is a predicted model, not a curated record. Gene Ontology annotation, molecular function: potassium:chloride symporter activity. NCBI's taxonomy places the organism in Eukaryota, Metazoa, Chordata, Actinopteri, Syngnathiformes, Syngnathidae.